This is a messenger RNA of Drosophila biarmipes, 1104 nucleotides long. Its product is annotated as melanization protease 1-like. Lineage: Eukaryota; Metazoa; Arthropoda; Insecta; Diptera; Drosophilidae. The coding region runs from base 96 to 1016 and encodes 306 amino acids. The transcript is spliced from 3 exons. Gene Ontology annotation, biological process: proteolysis. The record is from RefSeq and is a predicted model, not a curated record. Gene Ontology annotation, molecular function: serine-type endopeptidase activity.
UUCUGGGAAUCAUUGAGAUGCUGCUUAUCUUCAAAACUGAGAUGCAAUAAAAGCUCAGACCCUGGGCGCGCAACUCAGUUAAUCCAUCCAUAAGCAUGAAGCUCGUCGCAGCUAUUAUAAGCCUGCUGCCCUGGGUUAAUCUCGGAAAUGCACAAGCAGCUGUAUCAUUCCUGGAACCGAACUGUGGAGUUUCGAUCUCAGGAUCGCGUCGCUGGCGGACCAGGGUAAUCGACGGUGGGACAGCGGACAUGUUCGGCAACCCAUGGAUGGUCUUGAUAGAGAACAGCAUUUCGUGUGGUGGCUCGCUGAUUACCAACCGUUUUGUGCUUACUGCAGCACACUGCAUAAGAAACAGCCCCACUGUUGUAUUCUUAGGGGAGUUUGAUAGGUCGACCAGCCCCGAUUGUUCCAGGAGAGGCUGCCUUCCGAGAGCUAUUGGAAUACCCGUCGACGCUCAAAUAGCUCACCCAAGGUAUGUGCAUCAUUCCCGAGAUGAUGUGGCCCUGUUUAGACUGGCCAGACAGGUGCAGUAUACGGGUAAAGGCAGUCAAUUCUUCCCUAAGGAUCUCUCUAAUAACCUACUGUACCAUGUAGACUACAUCAGGCCCAUCUGCCUGCUGACCAACUACAAUCCCCUGGCCCAAAUCAGGACAUUGACUGCCACUGGCUGGGGUGAAACGGAAUUCGGUACCGAAAGCAACGUUCUGAAGACCACCAGCUUGACGCAAGUGGAUCGCAGGUAUUGCGCAGCCUUGUACGGCCGAGUGGAUACGUCGCAUAUCUGUGCGGGGGACUUCGCGUCGCACGUCUGCCGUGGGGACUCCGGCGGUCCAGUCUCCAGUACUUUAAGGGUAAACGGCCAGAACCGGGUUAUUCAGCUCGGAAUUGUCAGCUAUGGAGAUAUGCAGUGCAGACAGUGGUCGGUCUUCACUAACGUAAUGCACCAUGUGAACUGGAUCGUGGACACUGUGCGGCGGAGGCAAAGACCAGGUCACAGCAACAGGCUUUUUUGGUAAUUACCAUACUGAAAGAUCAUGUUCUAUAGAACGAAGAAGUGGUUUGUUGUCAGUGUGAACAAUGAUAUUUCAAAGUGUAGUUUAGGUA